AUGUGGUCCAGUCUGUUUCAGAUCGUGCCCUUGUGUGACUUCGAGAUGGCGCGGGAGGUGCAGGAGUACUCCUCCGAGUCUGCUUUGAGAGAGACGUGCAAGCAGUUCGGCGGGGAGUGGGCGACGGCCCAGAACCUGCUCCUGAACCGCUUCCUGCCGCUGAUGUUCCAUUCGUGGGUGGCGCCGGCCCAGAUCCAAGCGGACCCGAAGCCCAUCCUCAUCGGCGGGGCGGGCCUGGGCGGCUUCGUGCGCGAGCAUCUACAGCCCGAGCUUCUGAUCAAGACGCUGGGGUGGGAGGACGCGGAGCAACUGCACAACACCGCGCUGGAGCGCAAGCCCUUGCCGCUUCGCAGCCUCACCGAGGACCCCCCCGCGCGGAGCGGGGCCGAGGCGCCCGAGGCCCGGCAGGCCAGGAGCGAGGGCAGCAAUAACAACACGCCGGAUGCCUGGCGCCAGGCGGCGCUGUUGUCCGACACGGGGCGGCAGGAGGCCGCGAGGGACCUGCAGUUGCGCGCCGCGGCUGGCAUGGAGGCCGGGGCCACGGGCGCGCGCUGGCCGGCUGGCGCCGCGCGGGGCGGCGCGCGGCGCUCCGCCGAUGGCGGCGUGGUCUUCCGGGCGCUGUCCGAGGACAGCGCGUCGGAGAUGAGCAGCAGCAAGUGCCCUCGAUGGUUGAGGAUAGUGAGGACUCCGACUUCGUCGUUUCAAGUGUUCCAAGCCGUCUGGUGCGAGCUGUGUCCUCGUUUUGGAUGAUCGGCACCGCACCCCGCCUGUUUUUCGCCACUGCCCGUCUACCUGCUGCUCGCAGGGCGUUUCAGCGAUUCUGCCCGUUCCGCUGUAGGGCCGUCUUGGGCCAUCAUUGAGCCACCUAGGGGCUCGGGAGCGAGG
Messenger RNA from Prorocentrum cordatum, 885 nucleotides. Lineage: Eukaryota; Dinophyceae; Prorocentrales; Prorocentraceae. The record is from the annotation of a GenBank genome assembly.